AUGAAUUCUACUUAUACACAUGAAAUUUUUUAUCCUGAAAUUUUAGAAACUCAUUCAAUAAAUACUUUAUCUGAAACUUUUGAACAACUUAAAUCAUUAUAUCAAAAUGAUGAUAAUAGUGAUACAUAUUCUUCAAAUGAAUUACCAUUACAAUCUUAUAAUGAAAUUUUGACAUCAGCUCAAAUUGAAAAUUUUCGAUCAAUAUAUGAUAAUAUUAAAGAAGAAAAUGAAGAUGAGGAGCAAAAGAAAAUAGAAACCUUUUAA
Molecule: messenger RNA, 264 nt
Organism: Funneliformis geosporum
Lineage: Eukaryota; Fungi; Glomeromycota; Glomeromycetes; Glomerales; Glomeraceae
Source: the annotation of a GenBank genome assembly